AUGGGGCCGGCAAUUCUUCCUCAUCGGGUUUUCUUAAGUGGAUCCCUGGCAGUAACACCGUUGCUAAGCGGCUUCCCCAUUGGCAACAACAGCGACGGCAAUCAGUACAAGAAGGAUGAGAAAAACGUCUACUUUGCGUUCGAAAUUGAACCCAUCCGGAAAGCCGUUACUGACCCCAACUUGCUCUACCGGGCAGAGCUGAGGAUGCAAGCCUCGGGACGUGGGCAAGAGCAGCGACUGGAGCUUUUCCAGCAAAAAUACCACUCAGGGAAUGAUUCCACUUGGUACUACCUUCAAGGGCUGUCGGUAAAGGUGAAGAGCGAAAAAGAAUGGCUGUCCUUCGACGUCACCAAUGUCCUCCGCUUGUGGCUGGCAAGUAGAGACAAUGUGGGAAGAUUCCGACUGAGCACUCGCUGUUCCUGCGAUGGCAUACGAAACGAUCUAUCAAUACAAAUUGAAGGCACCACCAGCGUAAGAGGGGACCAGGGCUCAAUAGCUGGGAGAUCAAAACAACGGCCGUAUCUCUUGAUCAUGGCUACCACUCCAGAACGGGCUGAUUCCUCGAGUCACAAGCGGAGAAAACGAGCCUCUCCAGACGCAGAAUUCUGCAGCAGCCAGUCAGCGGAAGCGAAGAAUUGCUGCGUACGGCGUUUCUAUAUCGAUUUCCGAAAAGACUUAAAAUGGAAGUGGAUCUACGAACCCAAAGGCUACUAUGCCAAUUUCUGCAUGGGGCCUUGUCCCUACCUCUGGAGCUCGGACACUCAGUACGCCAAGGUCCUCGCUCUCUACAACCUUCACAAUCCCUCAGCCUCAGCGGCUCCCUGUUGUGUCCCCGAUGAGCUGGACCCCCUGGGCAUCAUUUACUAUGUCGGCCGACAAGCCAAAGUAGAACAACUUUCCAAUAUGAUUGUCAAAUCCUGCCGGUGUAGCUGAGAAAAAAACAGAUCGGUGUUGGACUUGGGGAACGUCUGAAUGAUCUCUCCGGGGAAGGAGCCAGGACUGUUGAGAAGCGCCGACUCCGUUUUCCCACCCUCCGACUUCUCUGCUAAAACCUCGUGCCUUUUUUUCUUUCGUCUUUUCAUUUUUGUCUUCACAAAAAAAAAAAAAAGGAAUCUUUCUCUCUUUUUUUAAAAAAAGCAACACAAGUUGUAUUGUUAUUAUUAUUAUUAUUAUUUUAUUUGUUAAAUGUAUGUUUUUGGGGGAGGGGUGAGGAUUCUCUUAUUUUAAUGUUUUGGCUUUGGUGGUGGAGAGGACUUUCUCAGGAGAGAGAGAGAGAGAGAGAGAGGAAGAAGAAGGAGGAGGAAGAAGAAGAAGGAGGAAGAAGAAGAAGAAGAGAGGCACGGAUCCACCCAAAAACAGGCCAGGGAAGGGGUAAAAAAUAACAACCCUCUUCUUGCAAACAGAAGGGGAAGGAAGCAAUUUGCUGCGAGAUGGCAAAAGGAAAUAAAUAAGGAAUUAAAAUUUGAUCGGUGUCAAAGAGGAUCAUAAAAACUGCUGAAGGACUGCCAUGCUGACUUUGGAACACAGAGUCCAGAAUUGUUGAGUCCAGAAGAUCCAGAGGGAUGUUCUCCACAUGGCCAAAGUUUUGGGAGAGUCCUCAGGUUGCCAGACAAUGCCCGACUCUCUGAUUUUGGAUCUGAUGGGUUCCCCAAACCGGAUAAACUCUCCUUUGGACUUUAGUCUUCCGGUUCGUAGAUUGGGAUCAUUUUGGACAAUAUGGGGACCUGGUUCUUGGAAAAAAAACAAGAACCC
This is a messenger RNA of Pseudonaja textilis, 1752 nucleotides long. The record is from RefSeq and is a predicted model, not a curated record. Lineage: Eukaryota; Metazoa; Chordata; Lepidosauria; Squamata; Elapidae.